Molecule: messenger RNA, 2603 nt
Organism: Cynara cardunculus var. scolymus (artichoke)
Lineage: Eukaryota; Viridiplantae; Streptophyta; Magnoliopsida; Asterales; Asteraceae
Product: long chain acyl-CoA synthetase 1-like
Exons: 20
Coding region: 464-2449 (661 amino acids)
Biological process (GO): fatty acid metabolic process; cutin biosynthetic process; wax biosynthetic process
Cellular component (GO): membrane; endoplasmic reticulum
Molecular function (GO): long-chain fatty acid-CoA ligase activity
Source: RefSeq, a predicted model, not a curated record
UUAUCAUCAUACAACGACUACUCGAUCGUCCACCAUCAUCUUGUUUCCUCCUUUUUAUUUUAACUUGCGGUUUCUUGGCAGAAAUUUGGACCAACAAAGUAGGUUCCAAAUCUUGUGCAAAUGCUUUAAUUUUCUUGAACCAUAAAUUUUAAACCUCCAAGUACCUUUUCUUUCUUUAAAUUGAAGAUUUCCUCCAAAAUAAAGAACAUAUAGUAACGCCGGUCAAAGGAAGGCAAAUACGUAAAGCAUUAUUUGGUUGUAAAUCCCACAGUUUGAAGAAGCCACUAGCAGUUCCAUUCAUUGGCCCCUACUUAUUGCUGCAAACUUUUAUAUUCAACUGCAAGCUUUUGAAAAGUUGUAUUGGUUUCUUUGAUAGUUUCUACCCUCAAAUUGACCAUCACAACCAUCUUUCUUGAAUCUUGAACUUCUUCUGGGGGUUUAAAGAACUGCACAGAAGUCGAAAAUGGAUAAACAGUUUGCAGUGAAGGUGGAAGAUGGAAGAAAAGGGGUUGAUGGUGAUCCAUCUGUUGGUCCAAUUUACCGUAAUCUUUUAGCAAAAGAUGGGUUUCCUUCUCUCGAUUCUGACUUGAAAACCACUUGGGAUGUCUUUAGGAAUUCUGUUGAAAAAUAUCCUGAUAACAGGAUGCUAGGAUGGCGUGAGAUUGUGGAUGGCAAAUGGGGGCCAUACAUAUGGAGAACUUACAAGGCUGUAUAUGAAGAAGUUUUGCAUGUUGCUUCAGCUGUAAGAGCUUCUGGAAUUGGAUCUGGCUGUAAAGUGGGAAUCUAUGGAUCAAAUUGCCCCCAAUGGAUUGUGGCAAUGGAGGCUUGCAAUGCUCAGAGUUACAUUUCUGUACCUCUCUAUGAUACCCUUGGAUCAGGAGCAGUCAACUUUAUAUUGGACCAUGCUGAAGUUGAUAUUGUUUUUGUGCAAGAUAAAAAAGUUAAAGAAUUAUUGAAUCCGGAAUGUACACAUACUCAACGGUUAAAGCUCAUUGUUUGCUUCAGUUCAAUGAAGGAUGAGGAAAAGGAUAAAGCAGAUUCCAUGGGUAUAAAAUCGUAUUCAUGGAGCGAGUUCGUUCAAAUGGGGAGUGAACAUCCAUCAGAGCUGCAAACACCUAAACCAACUGAUAUAUGUACGAUUAUGUACACUAGCGGCACCAGUGGAGAUCCAAAAGGCGUUAUAUUGACUCAUCAAAACGCUACAACAAACAUAAGAGGGGUCGAUCUUUUCAUGGACCAAUUCGAAGACAAGAUGACAGUCGAUGAUGUUUAUAUAUCUUUCCUGCCUCUUGCUCACAUCCUUGACCGCAUGAUUGAAGAGUACUUUUUCCGUAAAGGUGCUUCUGUUGGCUUCUUUCAUGGGGACAUCAACGCACUGAGAGAUGAUAUGAUGGAGCUGAAGCCGACAUUUUUGGCUGGAGUACCUAGAGUUUUGGAAAGAAUUCACGAAGGCGUGCUUAAAGGACUAGAAGAAGUUAAUCCAAGGAGGAGGAAAAUAUUCAACAUUCUAUACAACUACAAACUUAAAUGGAUGAAAGCAGGUUACAAGCAGAAAUAUGCAUCACCGGUUGCAGAUAUGCUUGCUUUCAGGAAGGUUAAGAACAGGCUGGGUGGUCGAAUUCGUCUCAUAGUAUCUGGAGGAGCUCCAUUAAGCAGUGAGGUUGAAGAGUUCUUGAGGGUUACAUCUUGUGCUUUUGUGUUGCAAGGAUAUGGGAUGACUGAGACCUGUGGUUUAGCCACUUUAGGAUAUCCAGAUGAAAUGUGCAUGCUUGGAACCGUUGGUUCAGCAUUCGUGUACACAGAGUUACGUCUAGAGGAGGUUCCGGAAAUGGGUUAUGAUCCAUUGGCGGAUCCUCCUCGUGGUGAAAUAUGCGUCAAGGGGAGAACUUCUUUUGCUGGUUACCACAAGAAUCCAGAGCUGACCAAUGAGGUUAUGAAAGAUGGGUGGUUUCAUACAGGUGACAUAGGGGAGAUGCAACCAAAUGGGGUGUUGAUAAUUAUUGAUAGAAAGAAACAUCUGAUAAAACUAUCUCAAGGGGAAUAUGUUGCACUUGAAUACCUGGAGAAAGUUUACGGCAUCACUCCGAUUGUUGAAGAUAUUUGGGUUUACGGGGAUAGCUUCAAAUCAGCGUUGGUUGCAGUCGUUGUACCAAACAAAGAGCAUGCAGAAAGAUGGGCACAUCAAAAUGGGAAUAAAGUUUCUUAUGCUGAGUUAUGUAAUCUUACACAACUACGCGAGUAUAUCAUUUCCGAGCUUAAAUCUACUGCAGAGAGAAACAAGCUACGAGGUUUUGAACAUAUAAAGGCCAUAAUCGUGGAGCCUCGGACAUUUGAAGAUGAAAAAGAUUUGCUGACUGCAACUCUGAAGAAACGAAGAGAUAAACUGAUGAAGCGUUACAAGGCGGGGAUCGACAUUCUUUACAAGAACUUGACUGCGAACAAAAGCUGAGAUAUAUUUAUUGUGAUUGCAGCUGUGGUUGUGUGUUUUAAGUUGGUGUGCCAUGAUGCUAUCCUUCGUACCUUCGUUUCAUUUGUUUGAAUUCAAAUAAAAAAUAUGUAGUUUCACUUAUUUAUUGAAGUAAAUGAUUUUAUAAGUGUGAUUC